AUGAGCCUCCGACUUCCUCCUUAUCCAUCCCAUGCCGAACACCCAUCCACCGCCAUGGAGGUCGAGUCGGGCCCCUCCCAUGGAAAACAGGCUGCCUGCCUGAAUUGCCGACGGAGUAAGAUACGUUGCAACCGUCCCACAGAGGACUCUCAAUGUGAGAAAUGUAGGCAGUCCGACAUGGAGUGCAUAGUGCCCAGCCAUCACCUCGGCAGACAAAAGGGUGUCAAAAACAAACGUAAGGGCUUGGAAAAGGCAAUUCAUCAGAUCGAACAGGCCAUUAAGAGGCCUAAGGUUGACCCCUCGGAGAACGAGGAUGCCCAAAAGGCCAUUUCCGGGUUGCAAGAAUUGCUCAGCCAGAUGCAGGGGCAGAUGAUGCAAAGUGAGGAGGGUUCCCUCGAGACAGAGCAGCCGCGCAAUUUACCGUCCCCUCGUGCGGCUCAUGAGGAGAGCCUGACUCUGGAUGAUGCGGAAAAUCCACUGCAGCUGCUUGCGAGGGCGUCGGAUCUCCAACUCUCUCCGACAGGUAUGCGGCAUGUGCCGAAAUCACCAAUGCCCAUGUCUCUUCCGACCUUGUUCCAGGAGAAAGUUCCCCCAGAACCAAGUGCCAAGUCGUUCUUUGUUCCAGCCCGCGCGAACCUGGACAUCGGCCCCGAGGUUGACCCCGUCGAUCUGGGGUUGGUAACAUUCGACGAAUCAGAGUCAUUAUUUUCAUUUUUCUAUCAAAAUCUGGCGCACACCCGAUGGGGUCUCGAUCCACUGGUCCACGUUCCGUCUUUUGUGCGCGCUCAGUCGGCCUUUCUUUUCACUUCCAUCAUGGCGGGAGCCGCUUUAUUCCUUCCAUCGGCUGCCGCUCUCUCAACUAGGCUGUCCAGGCACUGCAAAUGGCUUGCGAAACGCGUGAUCGCCAAUCGACACAGAUCCGUCGAGAUCGUUCUGGCUUUUAUGGUGAAUGUACCAUGGAUGUCCCCCGGCGAUAGCUUGGGGGAUGAUGACACCUGCUCAUAUAUUGCGAUGGCAUUGACUGUCGCUCUGGACCUAUCAUUGAAUAAGAUUGUCUCGCCGUCUUCCAGCUUUGAUCAAGGGCUUUUAAGUCGCCUGGCGCGUGCAGACUGUAUAGAUGCGAAGCGGGCUUUGCAUAUGGAUGGGUUCGACGAUGUUGACCCAUCAUCGGAGUGGGGGGUUCGCUUGCUUCGAAGACGUGAAAGAGCAUGGAUUGCAUUAUAUGUGGUUGAGAGGGGUGUAUGUCUCGCACGCGGAAGAAGCUAUACAGUUCCACCAACAACACUCAUUGAGAACUGUGACCGUUGGCAUUUGUCAAACGUUGCAGAUCUGCGUGAUGGACCCAUGAACUCAAUGGCAGUUCUCCGAAGAGAUCUUGAUGGUCUUUUCAAAAAAGUGAAAUCAAGCUGUGACAGUCACCGAAUCGUGGAUACUGGUUCAGAAGUCGCUCAAUCAAUCAAGAAGACAAUUGAAACCUUUUACGAACGGUGGUAUGCUACCUGGGCUCCAGCGAUUGGCGAAAGGGGGUCUCGCUCCCUCCCUCCAUACGUCGAAAUUCUGGUUACGCACACCCAGCUUUCCACCUACGGUGGUGUCAUCAACCACCCAACAGCCCCGGUUGAAGUGAAACGAUUCUUCCGAGCAGCUGGGUUAUCUUCUGCCCUGAAUGUUCUGCGAGCAGCAACCCAGGGCGAGUCCCGACUGAAGUCAAUGCCCAACAACACGGUCAUCAUGAUAUCUUUUGCCGCCUGCUCUGCUCUAAGUCUCAGUGUGACACCUGGUGAUAGUAGGUCCAGCCUGGCACCCAGUGUUCGAAACCUCAUCGAAGAAACAGCCGGGGUCCUCGAAAGAAUUGGUUCAACGCCAAGCCACCGGAGUGGUGCUUCAGUACUCUACGGCAGGUUUCUACGUGAGCUGAUUAGAAGAGCACCGACGAUAUACUCCCAGCCUGAAGCACAUCCCAGAGCCGAACCCACGCUCCACAUGAACCAGAUCCCACGGCUGCCAGAGGAGCUUUGGUCUGAGCCAAUGCAUUUCUCGGCCAUGUCUGACAACCAAAUUGUCGAUGCGGUCAACCGUGCCGGCACGGCAUUUGGUGCUUCGAUUCCGGACGUUCCGCUGGAUGACAUGCUCGAUUGGGAUUGGCUUGAUUUUGCCAAUACGGAUUUUAAUCUUUGA
Penicillium brevicompactum is the source of this 2178-nucleotide messenger RNA. Its product is annotated as Zn(II)2Cys6 transcription factor. Lineage: Eukaryota; Fungi; Ascomycota; Eurotiomycetes; Eurotiales; Aspergillaceae. Gene Ontology annotation, molecular function: DNA-binding transcription factor activity, RNA polymerase II-specific; transcription cis-regulatory region binding; zinc ion binding. The record is from RefSeq and is a predicted model, not a curated record. Gene Ontology annotation, biological process: regulation of DNA-templated transcription. Gene Ontology annotation, cellular component: nucleus. The coding region runs from base 1 to 2178 and encodes 725 amino acids. The transcript is spliced from 3 exons.